Messenger RNA from Acanthaster planci (crown-of-thorns starfish), 4112 nucleotides. RefSeq lists its product as uncharacterized. The record is from RefSeq and is a predicted model, not a curated record. NCBI's taxonomy places the organism in Eukaryota, Metazoa, Echinodermata, Asteroidea, Valvatida, Acanthasteridae.
UACGUGUGCAUUUUUACCGCACCGGUGUGCCGCUGUACUUUCGUGGCAACGGUAGGCCUAGGUCGUAUGCACGUAUAUACUUCAUGUACAUGAUUGCAUAGCCCUGCCGUGCCCAGGCCAGUCCAAAGCUGAACAUCGCACAGUUUGGGUGUGUGUUUUUGGUCUUUAGCCUUUAUCAUUGUACUUGCAUAUUUCAAGUUAACGCCGUGUGAGUCAGUGCUGUUUGCGUCGUGAUUUCCAAAACUGGUUGCACCGUGGAGAGUAAAGGGUUGAAUUUUGUGAGAGUGCAGAGCAGCUGAAUGCAUACAUCAAAGGGGACUGAAUCAGUGGCAUCCCCAAAGUACUCUUGAAUGUACAUUACACUGACCACCUCACCACAACCAGAAUCUGAGAUGACAACUGCCUCUACUAGCCCACCCCCAGCUGAGGAGCUGGAACGCACCGUGGAGCAGUCCGGCCUCAUCCUGACCAAGAAGAACAUCGCCGAUGAGGAGUCCUUUGUCGUCGAGCUGCAGGAGGUCUUCAAUGUGGGCUACCUGACGCUGCACCCACUCUUCGCUCUCCCCGUCUGCUGGGCCUCAGCCAAGAUCCGGCCUGCCCCGAACCGACCUCUGAACUCUGACCUCUUUGACAAGCCAGACGAAGUGCUGGACAUCACCACAGUUGUGGCAUUCCCGAAGGAGGCAAAGAAGCUGCAGAUGCCAGCACAGUUGGAUGUGUUCAGAUGCAGCAGAAUAACGCUACCACCAAAGAAGCUUGGGGGAUCAAAUGAAGAUGCUCUUCUUAUCUACUCAUACAAACCUCAGGAGAACAACAACAAAACCGCAAAUGAUGUCAUUGACAAGUAGUGUGAUCAUGGAACCUUCUGGCAUCCCCCCGGUCUCUUGUGUGUCUACAUGAUGAUCAUUAGCCCCAACCAUCCGGGAUCCAUGGCUGUUAGAGCUAAACCACUAUUACACACCUAGGGCUCCAUUCCCACAAAAAGGAUAAGUAUACAGGAUUUGUAUUUGGUUUUCUGUACAGCACAAGACUUUGUAGGAUUUAGCAAGGCAUCCAGCCUCCCCUCCCCCAAAUCCAGUUGCCAGUCAGUUGCCCCAAUCUACCAACAUCUACUGUAAAACACUGGGCAGAUUCUGUUGGAUUCAGUUUAUUAUUGCAGAAGCCUGAGCACCUUCAAUUUCGCCAUGGGACUCUACUGGUUUCCAAAGUUUGCACAAUUUGUUGUUGGGAAUAAUUUGUCGGGGUGCUCAGGUAAAAAUGGGAAAAAAGGGAUAAAUACAGUCAUUUGACUGCAUCUCUAGAUCUUAAAGAGGGACUUAUUUUAUAAUGAGAGCAAAUAAACAAACAUAAAACAAUAAGAUCUUACAACCAAUUUCGAACUGAACAGGUGGUACAGAACCAAACCCUAAAACAGAAUACAUUUUUAAAGUGCUGCAAUAAUAAUCCAGAGUAAACUCUGUUUAUACCAACAAAGUUACUGGGAUUUUAAAAUAUGAAGAAAUCAAUUCACAAAAAUGAUUUCCAAAUGGAAUUGAAAGUUCAGAAGUUAAUCCCCUGAUGUCAAUAAUGUGAAUUGUAUCUUUUUACAAUCUACAAUUGUAUGUAGUGUUUCACACUGAAGAAUUAUAAAUUUGUACUGCACCUCUGGAAGAUUUGAAAUGUUCCUACACUGCCAUCCUUAUGCAUGUAGUUGAUACAGUAAUUAUAGUUUCGUAAAGAGUGUAUAGGAAUAAGCAGAUGAAAAAUGUACACUUAAUCCAGUGUGUUUAAGGACUUUUAGAUAAAUGGGUUUUGAGUUUCCCAAGUUGGAGCAGAUUGUGCGCCCCUGUUGGGAUGCGAGACCAAAAAAGCUCAAUAUCAUGCACUGUAUCAAUCAGCACUUGUUGAAUGCACUGUGUAUGUACUUGUAUACAUUUAUAUCACAAGAAUUGCCUAGGGUAAGAUGUUUGGAAUUUCACCAUUAUCCAUGGAAUGUUAGAAUGGCAGUUAUUCCUCAUAAAGCCAGACUAUCUUUACAGCUGUAAAAACAACAGAGAGCCAUUUCAACAAUUGUGGAUUCUGUGGCCGAAAAGUUUUGAGCUGCAUGAAAAUGUGUACAUUUUGCACUGGUUUGUAAUUGUGCUCGGCGCAUGUGAAAUGUUAUCCUUCAGCUAAUGUGUACGUGCGUGUCUUAAACAAUUUAUCAUCGUCAAAUUUGCUUUUAUGGAAGAUUCAGAAUUUGUGACCCAACAUUCCAAAAUCAGGCUGAAGUAGGUACAACAGAUGUUUGACUGUGAUGCUCCUCUGCCCUGCUGUGACUUUUUCAUGCUUCAAGGUGAUCUGUGGUCAAAAUUGGUCUGCAGGGAGCUUUGGUAGUUGUUGGCAGUGAAGGUUGUGUAAUCUGUAGUUUAAGUGUACAUACAUUCCUAGCAUUUUCCUAGAUAAUGUUUUACAAAUCUUCAGCCUAGUUUUUGAAUGGAAGGUCACACUGUUAGGUCUUUGGAUGACUACAUUCUGGAUAUCUUUAUGCCUGCACAAGAAGUAGUUAGUGCUUUCAUUAUAUGUACAGACACAAAAAGUAGUUGGACGUUAACCGCUUUUGAUCUGCCAUGUGUUUGUACACAUGUAUUUAGUGAGAAGACCUCCUGCCCGGAGGAUGUCAUGUUACUUGACUUAAAGAAUACACAUUAGCACAAUUGUCUGGUAAGUGUUAGAAUAUGAUCAUUUGCCCUAAGGAUAGCUGGCUUUUUGUUCAUAUUUUUUUGGACAGUUUGACCGAGUGCACCUGCUUGUUAAAUAAUAUGGUUAAUGGUCAGGGAAUACCAUAAAUCUACCUUUUGUGCCUCUGCACGUGCAAAACACCUAUUUGCAUAAUUUCAUGUUGCCCUUUUGAGCGAGGGGUUUAUUGUACUCCUACCAGCCAGAUGGCCUCUGGUCUUCCUCAUUCUAGAAACUGUUGUUGCAGAGAGUCAGGUGUAAUAAAACUGCUUCUAGUGUGGGUGCACAUGUAGGUGAACAUACCCGCUAGCCCAAUCAGGACAGGAUGCCAAGUCACGUUACAUGUAGGUUUGCAGCAUGAUGUCCUAUGCCAAUGCUUGUCCUGAUACGAUGUUCAGUGGUCAGUUGUGGGUAAUGUUUCCAGAAAGUGAACCAUGCAGAGUGAAGGGGUUUUUAUAGGAUGUCUUUCCAUUUGACUCAAUUUUGUUUUGGAGUAGUGGAGAUUUACAGGCGUGGUAAAAUCACACCUGUAGACUUGCUGCAAAAGGAUAGUUAAAACAAAAAGAGAGGAAAAGAUCAUAUCACUCAGUCUUGCAAAAUUACAAAUUGUGUUCAAACAAAUUAAAAAAGCAAAAAUGCUCUUGUAACUCUUGUUUGGUGUGUAAACUUGAAAACUAGGAAACGAACAAGCAUCACACCGCACCAGAUGCACAGUCCAUGUUGCCCGAGUUACCGUAUAAAGAGGUGCAUUUCAUCUCCCCUACUGAACGAAAACUUUCCCAAGGAUUUCUCGUUUGAUGCCCUGGCCUGUCCACAUCAGAGAAGCAACUGCUCAAGCAUGAAUGCUCUAGCCCUCCUUCCUGUACUAUCGCAUGCGGAGUAUAUCUCCAUUGUUCCGUGCCUGUUUGGAUAUUGUAAACUAUUUAGAGUGUGAAGCAUUGCCUAGCAAAUCACAGUGAUGUAGAUGAUAAAUAGAUCCUUAUGAGAUGUAAUAAUGCAUAAAAAGCUUUUUAUUCAUUCAUGUUAAACUGUGCUUGGUUGAAAUUUAUUUUAACUUGUGUGACUCUUUGAUACUAGAUAUUUUUUAGCACCUUCAGUUAUGACUAUCUGAAUUAAACCUUGAAAUUCAUUAUACUAGUUAGCACUUUGUUUAUAAAGAAAAAAAGUACCUUGAAUAAAGGGUCAUCUUGUCAUGAAUAUGCAAUAAUAACACAUUACAUGGUGUGUAAUGUUCACAAUUUAAUAUGCCCACCACUAAUGCCAGAGUUUCUUCAUUUAAUUAGUUGAUUUUCAGUCCAAGCAGUGAAAAUGGAUGAUUUGCCCCCAAAUAAGCCAUUAGCAAGUUAAAUUUGAAUCAAAUCUGGUACACAGAGUUGUCUGAUUACAUAUAAAUGUAACAAUUUGAACUCCCCAGA